Molecule: messenger RNA, 633 nt
Organism: Pelodiscus sinensis (Chinese soft-shelled turtle)
Lineage: Eukaryota; Metazoa; Chordata; Testudines; Trionychidae
Source: RefSeq, a predicted model, not a curated record
AUGCAGUCAGAUACGUCCUGCUCCAGCUUCCGGCAGCACCCUCGUUACAUCGCCGCCAAGAAGAACACCCAGGUUCACUUCAUCUGCCACUCCCGCAACUCCACUGAGGUGCAGUGGUACAAAAUCAGCGGGCAGGACAAGACGCCCCAGGUGCUGGACGUGACCGGCCCACGGGUGCACGAGAAAAGGAACGACUCCUUGGUGACCAUCAUCCUCAGCAGAAUCCAGCCAGAAGACAACGGGAUUUACCUGUGUGAGAAUAAGAACUCCACUGAGGUGCAGUGGUACAAAAUCAGCGGGCAGGACAAGACGCCCCAGGUGCUGGACGUGACCGGCCCACGGGUGCACGAGAAAAGGAACGACUCCUUGGUGACCAUCAUCCUCAGCAGAAUCCAGCCAGAAGACAACGGGAUUUACCUGUGUGAGAAUAAGAGCCUGGUGCACAAGCUGGGGCAGACACGCACGUGCGGAAGUGAACUGAAAGUAAUAGGUUUCAGCACCUUUGAGCAGGUCCAGAGCCGGAACACAGUCAAAGACGCCAUCAUUGUGAUCCAGACCAUCCUCCUGGUCAUCUUCGUGAGCGUCCCCCUGCUCCUGCUCCUGGAGAAGCUGUCGGACCUGGCCUGGGAUUAG